Alosa sapidissima (American shad) is the source of this 2467-nucleotide messenger RNA. Its product is annotated as intestinal mucin-like protein. The transcript is spliced from 18 exons. Gene Ontology annotation, cellular component: extracellular matrix. Gene Ontology annotation, molecular function: protein binding. The record is from RefSeq and is a predicted model, not a curated record. Bases 78 to 2414 code for a protein of 778 amino acids. NCBI's taxonomy places the organism in Eukaryota, Metazoa, Chordata, Actinopteri, Clupeiformes, Clupeidae.
UUAUAUAUAGUUAUACCGAUCUUGGUGGAUGUACUUACUUUGCCCAUUGCCUUAAAAACUGCACAAUAAAGAAGGGCAUGUUAUGUAGCCCCACCAGUGCUCCAUCCACAACUCCUUUGACUUUAACGACUCCAACACCUUCAACGACUAUUUCAACUUCAACAACUCCUUCUCUUGACUGUUAUCCUAGAAAGAAUGGAGAAACUUGGGUAUCCGCCACCGAUAAGUGUAUGCUAGAAACAUGUUUCAAUGGUGAAAUCAUCAAGCACCUUAAGAAAUGUCCAACUCAACCACCGCUUUCAUGUGCGAAUGGCCUCCCUCCAAAGACAGUUCCUGAUGGAUCAGGCUGCUGUUUCAAACAGGAAUGCCAAUGUCACUGCUUUGGCUUCGGGGAUCCUCAUUAUGUGACAUUUGAUGGAACAUAUUAUGGUUUCCAAGGAAAUUGCUCUUAUAUAUUGGUUAAAGAGAUCAAACCAAUAUACAACUUCAGCAUCAUCAUUGAUAAUGUGUAUUGUGACGCACCAGAUGGUCUUUCAUGUCCUAAAUCACUGACUAUUCACUAUAAAUCAUUUGAAAUUUUUAUGAGUCAAGAGGUCUCUCAUGGAAUAGUCACAAACUUGAUUUAUGUCAAUCACAAGCGCAUCUACCCAGCUUACAGCAACAGUGACUUCCAAGUCACAAACAAUGGCAUUGAAGCCUUAGUGGUAAUACCUGCCAUUGGCGCACAAAUAAUGUUCUCUGGGCUGCAGUUCAGUGUUGAACUCCCUUGGAGUAAAUUUCACGGCAACACGGAGGGACAGUGCGGAACAUGUGACAACAAUAGGACAGAUGACUGCCUCUUGCCCAAUGGAAAAAUUGAUCCAUCUUGCCCAAAUAUGGCCCACCAGUGGAAGGUUAAUGAUAGCAACUGCCCAGUACCCCCACCCACGAUCCCACCUUCCACCUGUCCACCAGAAACUUUAUCCAUCUGUAAAAUCAUUGCAAGCAAGGUCUUUGAAAAGUGCCAUGAAGUGGUCCGCUAUGAGCCAUUUAUUGAGGGAUGCGAGUUUGACAUAUGCUAUACGAAGAAACCUUCUAUUGGUUGUGCCAGCCUUCAGUCUUAUGCUCAGCAGUGCGCUUUGAAUGGCAUUUGCAUUGACUGGAGAGGUGCCACAGAUGGAGUGUGUGAUUUUGAGUGCAAUGCACCCCUGGUCUACAAGCCCUGUGGUCCACAAGUUCCACCAACUUGUGAUAAAUGGUAUAAUUUCAGAUUCAUUGAAGAGAAAACUGAAUUCACUGCUUUGACAUCCAUGAGAUGGGAGGGAUGCUAUUGUCCAGAUGGAACUACUUUGUUGGACCAUGAAACUAAUGAAUGCGUUUCACCCUGUGGGCCUUUAUGCCGCCUACCAAAUGGAGAGUGGAAACAGGGUAAUUCAACUUGGAUCAGUGGCUGUGAUCUUUGCACAUGUGACGCAGACGAUGAAAGAGUCUACUGCAAUCCUUUACCAUGCCCAUCUGAGUCCCCGGUCAUCUGUGAUCAGCCUGGCCAGAUUAAAGUGCCUGAAAAAGUAGGAUGUUGUGAAAUAGACAAAUGUGUAUGUGAUGUCACCACAUGUCCAACCCACUCUUGUCCCAUUGGCUACAUUCAAGAGACUGAAGUGGGGGCAUGUUGCCCUAAGUGUGUUCCUAAACCUGUUUGUGUAUACAACAAUACGGAAUACUUGCCGCACAGCAGUGUGCCUAUGAGACAUUGUGAAACCUGUCUGUGUAGUGACAAACUGGAAAAUGAUGGCAGCUUACACAGGAUCGAAUGUGAGCCUAUUACAUGUGACACUUACUGUCCACAGGGCUUCGAGCCAGUUUUGCCACCAGGAGAAUGCUGUGCAAAGUGUGUGCAGACCAUGUGUGUGGUUGUGUAUUCAGGAAACCUCACACACUCUAUUCCUGUCAAUGGUAUCUGGAGUCCACCUGGGAACAAGUGUGUAAAGUAUGAGUGUGUGAAGGUCGGGAGCACGUUCAUCACUAUGGAGGCCAGAACACUCUGUCCUCCCUACAACCCCAAUGACUGCAUUCCUGGGACAGAGGUCAUUGCACCUGAUGGUUGCUGCCAUUUAUGUGUAAGAAAAUGCAACCGGACAACGGAAUCUACAUACCUGCAGCAUAAUGGCUGCACAUCCUCCCAGAAGGUUGACUUGACAACUUGUCAAGGUCUUUGUCCAACAUUCUCUUGGUUCUCUCUGAGUACAAGCACGUUUCAGCGCUCAUGUUCCUGUUGCCAGGAGAUUACCACUAGCAAAAGAGAGGUGGAGAUGGUCUGCCCUGAUGGCUCAAAGUUCAGUUAUUCAUAUAACUACAUUGAGCAAUGUGGCUGUCUUCAGUCAACAUGCACUACCAUGGAAAAAACAGUGACUAAAAGGCUACGAAGAAGGCGUUAAUGAGUUAGCGCUAGUACAUCUCACCUCUUAAUACAAAUCACUUUCUCUAUUUA